This is a messenger RNA of Cheilinus undulatus (humphead wrasse), 2205 nucleotides long. RefSeq names its product collagenase 3-like. The transcript has 11 exons. Lineage: Eukaryota; Metazoa; Chordata; Actinopteri; Labriformes; Labridae. Gene Ontology annotation, cellular component: extracellular matrix. Bases 107 to 1528 code for a protein of 473 amino acids. The record is from RefSeq and is a predicted model, not a curated record. Gene Ontology annotation, biological process: extracellular matrix organization; proteolysis; collagen catabolic process. Gene Ontology annotation, molecular function: metalloendopeptidase activity; zinc ion binding.
AGGAGGAUGUCUGCAGUUUUUAUCAGAAAGCUCAAAAGGACACAUUAUUCUUUCAGGAUUCAUUAACGUCUGGACCUCCUUUAUGAAAGGAGACCGUCUGUAAAGAAUGAGAUCUCUUGUGGGUUUCUGGAUCCUUCUGCUGGGCUGUUCAGCCCUGUGCCAUGCAGCGCCUGUUGCUUCAACAUUUUCAAAAGAAGACGAAAUCCUGGCUGAGAAAUAUAUCAGUCGGUUCUACGGUGAUGAAGGGGUGACAAACCCCUCACCCCGAAGAAUCUCGAAGAGAAGCUUCACUGAGAAUCUGAAGUCCAUGCAGUCUUUCUAUGGCCUUGAGGUGACUGGGGCGUUGAACAAUGAAACACUUGAGGUGAUAAAGAGUCCGAGGUGUGGUGUGCCAGAUGUCAGCCUAUAUGUUCACUUUAGUGGAAGACCCAAAUGGGAGAAAAAGCUGCUCUCAUACAGGAUCACUAGGUACACUCCAGAUCUGACCCAGGAAACAGUAGAUGCAACCAUUGCUCAGGCCUUCCAGCUCUACAGCGAUAUUGUCCCUCUGGACUUCAGGCAAAUCCACAUUGGUACUGCAGACAUCGAGAUUUUCUUUGCAGCUAAAGAACACGGGGACGGUGACCCCUUUGAUGGGAAAAGUGGAGUCUUGGCUCAUGCAACCCGUCCACGAAAAGGUCAGGGAGGAUUUGCACACUUUGAUGAAGAUGAAACCUGGACUGUUACUGACAAAGAUAUAAAUCUGCUGCUGGUGGCUGCCCAUGAGUUUGGCCAUGCCCUGGGCCUGGCUCACUCCAAGGAGAGGAGUGCACUAAUGUACCCCACAUAUCUAUAUGUCAACACAACUGGAUACAAGCUGCCAGAUGAUGACAGACGUGGGAUUCAAGCUCUCUAUGGCCGCCGUAAACCAGAGCCAGAGAAGCCAACAGAGGACCCUUUUCACAGCCCUGAAGAUGAGCAGUGCAACCGCACUCUUGUAAUUGAUGCAGCUACCUCCUUUAGCGGAGACCUGUUAUUCUUCAAAAACGGGUACUAUUGGAGAAAGAGUUCAGAAGGCAUCAAUUUCACCAAGGUGAACUCAAAAUGGUCUCAGAUCAACACUGUUGAUGCUGCAUAUGAGGUUCCUCACCAGGAUGUGGUGUAUCUUUUUGAAGGUGCUAAAUACUGGGGGAUAAAAGCUGAUUCAGAGACAGUAAUGUCGGAGUAUCCAAAGAAUCUUACCAACCUCGGCCUCCCACCUUCAGUCACUCAUGUGGAUGCAGCUGUUUAUGAGUCUACAACUAAAAAGACAUUCAUAUUUUCUGGUAGCCAGUAUUGGAAAUAUGAUGAUGGAAGUCACCAAAUGGACCCUGGAUACCCACGAGACAUAAAAAGAGACUUCCCUGGCAUAGGCUCCAGGGUGGAUGCAGCCUUUGAGAAUUAUGGAAAUCUGUUUUUGUCAAACGGCCCCAGACAGAGCGAGUACAACAUGGCCUGCAGGAAAGUGAUGCGAGUGCUGCUCAACUACGGCUGGCUCGGCUGUUAUUAAGGACACAGAAACACAUCAACACGUCGAUUUGUCAGUGAUCUGACUGCAUUUAGCAUGAAGCCGUCACAAAUCAAAGUCUGAUUCAUUAGUUUGGUGUUUUGCUUGAAAAGUUGAAAACAAGGUCAAAGUGCAGCAAACACCAGAGAGUAAAUAAUCACCCAAUAAACUGUUGCUUUGCUGAUAACUGCAAAUGGCAUUACUGCAAUUAAUCUAUCUAUUCAGAGAUGUUUAAUUAAUAAUGAUGUUAAACAGCACUUUUAGCUGAAAACCUAACGAUAAAAGUUUUGAAGUAGCCUACACUCGCCUCCAAAAGUAUUGGAACAUUGCUGUAGACUGAAGACAUUUGGGUUUGACAGCAAAAGUUGAAUAUGAGACAAGAGAUCAACAUUUCACCUUUAUUUCCAGGUAUUUACAAGUAGACACAUUAAACAUUGCAAAGAGGUUAUCCUUUAUGAUCUGAUCAUAUCUGAGGUGUUGUGACACACUCAUCUGUUGAAUUUUAUAAACUUUGCAUCACAGAGCUUGUUUGACCACAUAUGAACAAACUCUAAAUAAAGACCUGAAUCCCCGCAAUUCAUGUUGUUUUCUGCUCAUAGGAUGAAAAGAAAAAUUAAUGAAUGUUUCUUGGCUUUUGUGGUUCAUUUUGAAAUAAUAAAUAAUGAUGCUUGCCAACCUCA